GCGCUGUAUGCGGCAUCGGGAUUUAAACGGCAGUCAGUCGCCCGCGCUUCAUAUUGCUACUGCCGUUUGCCACAUUACUUAUGCUGACCGCGGAGCUACAUUGAGAAACAUCGCCUACGAGAACCAGAACCGUCAAAAAGCAUCGACAUUAAGGAAAUGAAGUCCAUUGCCCAGCUUCUUGCGUCUCUCUUCACCCUAAGUUCACUGCACGGAAUUUCGUCACUCGACACGCCGAUCGUUCACAUAACUUUAGGAUCGGUGGCCGGGCGACGCUUGCACCUCGAGCACGGAGACGUCGAUGCCUUUUUGGGAAUACCAUAUGCGACGCCACCGAUUGGACAAUUGAGGUUCCGGAAACCGCUGCCGGUGAAACCCUGGAAUGACGUUUUGAAUGCCACAACAAAGACCACGGCGUGUUGGCAGACGGACUUUACUCCGCUUCGAAACGUGAGUUUAGUUUACCCAGUAGCCACAGAAGACUGCCUUCACAUCAAUGUGUGGAGGCCAUCGCAUAUCUGUGACGAAGGAGUCAGCUGCUGUGGGAGAAACCUUUCCGUGGUCGUAUUCGUAUACGGCGGCGCGUUUCAGUGGGGUGACGCUGGGCUCUUCAUAUACGACCCAGCCAAUUUCGUCGCGCUGUCAAAUGUCGUGUAUGUCACAUUCAAUCACCGACUAGGCAUCAUGGGCUUCUACCCAUCAUCGGCAGAGAGCUUACCGGGGAACGUCGGCUUCUACGACCAGCUGUCAGCGCUGCGAUGGGUCAAGGAUAACAUCGCGAGCUUCGGAGGAAAUCCUGGUGACGUCACUCUUGUAGGGCACAGCGCGGGAGCCAUGAGUGUGGGACUGCACUGCACGUCGGCCAUGAGCCGUGGUCUCUUCAAGAGGGCCAUCCUUCAAAGCGGCACGCCAAUCACGUUAAUCAUCGGCGUGGCCUUUUCGGGUUCUGUACUCUUUCGAGAGCAUGCCGAAAAGUUGGGCUGUUAUGCCUCCGAAGCCGAAACUCGAAAGAAGAUACCCGAAAUCUUGCAGUGUCUACGUCAGCUCGAUGCUAAAAAAAUCUACAGUACAAUCGGUUCCAAGUCUAUACAAAGCCAAUUAUUCGUACCGGACUCGGGAGAUGACUUCCUUCCAACAAACAUUCUAUCUGUGGAAAACUGGAAAAAAAUACACGUUGACGAGAUGCUCAUCGGCACUACGUCUGAGGAAGGGGCGCUGUUCAUUGACAUCAUCCGUAACGCUGCGCCGGACUUGGACUCCGUCCUGACUGAAGAUUACAGAAGGGGAGUCGCCCUCGCCCUUUACCUUGUGUUUGAGAUUCCCGUAGACAAAGCUAACGUCAUUGUGGAGCAUUACUUUGGUGCUCCUGAAGUACAACAUGAGCAAGAAAGCGUGAUAAAGAUACUCGGCACACUACUCGCGGACGUUUUAUUCAACUGCCCUGCGCAUUUCUUCGCAUCAACAGCGGCGAAAGAAGGCGUUGCCACAUACGUGUACAAGUUCGACCACCGGCCAUCGUACAGUAUGUGGCCCAAGCACUACGGCCCAACGCACGUCGAGGAACUUCCAUUCACAUUUGGUACUCUGCCAUUUUUCUCAGAUGAGAGCCGGUUAACGUCGCCGCCUUUGACAGAAGAAACAAAGCAGUUCCUGAAGUCGAUUCGAUUCACGCCCGAAGAACAGUCGCUCAUGCUACAAACUGUUGGCGUUUGGUCUUCUUUCAUCAAGAAAGGAAAAAUGCUGCUCCCGGGCUCAAAUGAAACCUGGCCCAAGUACUCAGCUGAACACCCUGAGUAUGUCACUAUGAAACCUAACUGUUUCAAGCGAACGAAGCUCAGCGAACCCUGCCACCUCUUCAAGCCUUUCCUAGUAAAGGAGUGAACGGCCGAGUCCUCAUCAUCUAGUCAACGCGUGUUAUAUUUCUGUUGAAGAGUGCCAAUUUGCGAUUUUGUUCUAUAGAACUUCAUAAAGUGGUGAUGCUUUGUCCUACAAAUGAAGGAAUUUUGACGCUAGGCUCAGUGCCUAAUAAAAUAGUGAUUCUAUAACACUCUGUUUAUAUUAUCCACAGAAAAAGCAGCCAAGAGCGGCUCUGUACGACUCCAAAGCGCGGAAUUAGCUCAAAGGCCGGUGGUUUGUGCAUGCUGUUACACCGCCCUAAGCGUUUCGUCUUUUCCAUCCGCCUGGACUUCGCAUAUAAACAACGCCUAGCUUUCCUAAAGCUUCCCCAAAGGAGGCUCCUUGGCGGGGUGAUUGCCUUCAUAUCUACAAAUUCCAAUUAGUUUCAACUUGCCACAACAUUCCAGUCACUUUUUCUUGUCGUAUUUAACCAUAAAUAUCAUGAAAUGAUAAAAUGAUUUCUGUUCAGUGAAAAGGCACCGUUCUGAGGAUGCUUUUUCAGCGCUUAUGAUUGGCUCGCACUUUAAUUCGUUUAGUUUCCUGGUGUUUGUACAACCCAAAUGAUAACUCAAUGUAGAAGCACUGGUCGUAGGAAGGAGACUUCGUUUCUUUACCUUUUUUUUUAGUGUUCUGUUCCUAAACUAUACAUUCUCGAGCACAUCUGCACACCCCCCGAACACUAAGCUCCUACUCACGCGCAGGCCAUUUGACCACACGGAGUAGUGUCAGUAGAAUGACAGGGCUAAAAAAUAAUCUUAACGACCCGCUAUGUUGGGAGAGUUGAUGCACAGCUACUUGAAAUGAAACUCCAAAGGGCCUUCUUUCUGUCCCUUAUUUCUCUUCUCGUUCGUAAGCUUGCGCCGCAUCUUUCAAGUAAAAAAUAAGGUACCUGUAAAUUCGGUGUGACUGCUGAGUUAGUGACAUUGUUCAAGUACAGAAUAUAGAGGCAAAGAAGGAUGUAAACAUUUUCUUUUCUCUAGAUUCAUACAUAGUAUGAUCUCAACUACAGAGGUGAUAGCGUUCAAAUCUCUCUUAUCAGCACUAGACAACGAGGCAGUGCUAUCAUGAGCAUGUUUCGUUGAAAACGUAUGCAGCUAUAUACAAAGGCGUUGAAACGAAAAUCAGGUCGACGGCGGCCCAUCCUUAAGUCUUAAGUUACGUACUUUACGACAACCUUGUCAGGCAGCCGAAACAGUGGAACGAUAAAACGCACAAGACGAAGCAGAAGCAGUCAAUUUCUGUCGCACGCGUAACACUGAACAACGGUG
Rhipicephalus sanguineus (brown dog tick) is the source of this 3161-nucleotide messenger RNA. Its product is annotated as acetylcholinesterase-like. Bases 157 to 1878 code for a protein of 573 amino acids. The record is from RefSeq and is a predicted model, not a curated record. Gene Ontology annotation, cellular component: plasma membrane. NCBI's taxonomy places the organism in Eukaryota, Metazoa, Arthropoda, Arachnida, Ixodida, Ixodidae. Gene Ontology annotation, molecular function: acetylcholinesterase activity. The transcript is spliced from 2 exons. Gene Ontology annotation, biological process: choline metabolic process; acetylcholine catabolic process.